UCAGGCAGAUCAACGUAUGGUAUUUCUUUUUCGAAAUGCAUCAUUUUUACCAACGUAUUAUCGGAUCCGGUGUAGAAAUUUUCACUGAAAAAGAUGGAGCUUAUAGUAUCUUCGAGUUAUUCGUCUUCAUACUUCGAGAAAGUGAAAAAGGUGGAAGGAAGAUGCAGUUACAACGUUUCGAAUGACACAGUAUAAUGCAUUUGAGUGUCAAUACAAUGGAUUUACGUGGUGGAAUUACAUACGCUGUGAUAAUGACAGAAAACUUUCACGGAAACAUCAAAUGAAUCAUUGAAUCUAUGCGUAGGAUGACCAAAGAAUGGCAAACAAAUUUCCAUCAGAUCUGUUUUCAUCAUAAUUCAUCACUCGACAGAGUGUCGAUACAAUGUAUUUACGUGAUAAAAUUCGCGAUUCAAGCGAGGUACAAGCAGAUACCUACUAGGUAUGCAUGAAACUAUUCGCGACGGGGGAGGUCGAUCUAAAAGUUUUGUUAAAUUGAUUAUAUUAACCGCACUUUCUUCUGAUUUUGCAUAGAAAACGAUGACGUCAUCAAUAUUUCUAUAUUCCAGCCCAAUUGUUGCUUUCGGAUUAGCAGUCAUGCUGACAACUUUCUCUCAGGCAAUUUCCGUAAAUUCAUCAGCCAACUGCGAAAAACGGAUGAAAAGCUACGCGAGUAGCGUAUUGUUCACUUGUAACAUCACAAAAAUGACAAAUACGUCGUAUUGGUAUCGUUUAUCACCCGAAAAAAUGAUGACAAUGCUGGAAGAUUCAUCUGACUUGUCGGAUUAUGAAGUAUUAAAAACAUACGAAACAAGUGAAACAUGGCUGGGCAGUCUAUCCUGGUAUGAUACUGGAUUAUAUUCUUGCUUAGAUCGAUCAAAACCGAGAGGGGAACAAGUGAUUUGCUGCAUUAGGUUGAACGUCAGUUGCAAUGGUAUUGAAAUCAACUAUCACAUGAAACAGCAUUUGCAAGAAAUUGAGAAUGGCGUAGCAUCACCAUACACGUUGAAAAAAACCGUUGUUUUUAUUCCUCGACAAACAUACGGGUCAUUUUCUUUAGGAAGUUUUACUAGAGGAUAUCCCAGACCAAAUUAUUCGACAUACAAAACAAAUCAUGGUGAUUCUUUUGGAAAAUAUCUGAAACAAUUUGAUGAUACAAGCCAUUUGUUUCCAUCAAAAAACGAGUCGAAAAUGCCAACUAAUUAUACCUUUCGCACGUGCAACACGAAAGGCUGUGUUGAUAAUAUUUUUCACUCUGUUCAUCAAACUGAAAGUAAUACAGUUGUGGUAGGAGAAGUUAGGGGUGGAUAUGUGACAUUCUGUUGCGAUGCUGAGCUCAACUCUACCUGGAAUGUGCAAUGGCUCAUUAAAAGAGGAAAGGCAACGAAAUAUACUCGUCAGAGACGGACAAAUCCAAAGGACGUGCCUUGCUAUUUUAUUAUUAAUGUGUCUGAUGCGGAUGCGGGUAUAUAUGAAUGUAGAAAGCAAGAUUCAGCAUGGACGACGAUUGCUACUUUUGAAUUGAAAAUUGUUAAUGACUCUACCGUUGAAACGAUCUCUGGCAAUGGCAAUCUCUCAAUCAACGGGGCUACUAUUUCCGCUGAAAAUGUUCUUCUUAAAGAUUCCUUCAGAAAUGAUGGAUUGAUCACCAACAUAUUAUUUGCCAUUUUGAUAACAGCAUUAUUCUUCACAAUAAUAUGCCUUGCCUAUUUUUUCUGCAGAUACAAAAAGGAAAUGAGAAAAAAAGACGCCGAGCUUACAAAAAUGACGAAGCUGGUGAAGAAAAUCAUCAUCCAAAAACAAAUCCGUAUUGAUGACGAUUCUCCAGAUAAUAUUUUGAAUAUGCCUGUCGUUACUAUUCAAUGUUUGAGAUCUCAUACACCCAAAAAUGGUAUGAUUUCUAGCGGAGUAUACGAAAUGCCUUUGGAUGAACGCUGGGAAUUUCCUCGACAUAAUUUACGUAUUGGUAGAACAGUGGGUGAAGGCGAAUUCGGAAUAGCUUUCCAAGCUGAAGCGAAGAAUAUUCCAGGGCGAGAAAAUGAAACAACGAUUGUAGCUGUGAAAAUGCUCAAAGAUGAACCCAAAGACUCAGACAUGAUUGAUUUAGUUUCUGAAAUGGAAAUAUUGAAAUUACUUGGAAACCACCCGAAUGUCCUCCGACUAAUUGGCUGCUGUAGUCAAGGAGGGCCCCUGCUGGUAAUUACAGAAUACGCUGAAAAUGGAAACCUUCAAACAUUUCUGCGUACACAUCCUCAACGGUCGCCCAUUAAACUCCCAGAAACUACUCUCAUGUCUUAUGCUCUGCAAAUUGCGCAGGGGAUGGAUUAUUUGGCCUCAUUAAAGUGCAUCCAUCGAGAUUUGGCGGCUCGCAAUAUCCUUGUAACGGCCGACCACACCAUGAAAAUAGCAGAUUUUGGUCUUGCCAGGAAUGUAAAGAACUCAGAGUACUAUAGAAAAACUUCGAAGGGAAGGCUUCCAAUUAAAUGGAUGGCACCUGAAGCUUUGCUCCAUCACAAAUACACACUCAAGUCUGAUGUGUGGUCAUACGGCAUUCUAUUAUGGGAAAUUGCAACGAUGGGUGGUAACCCAUAUCCUACGAUUCGUAAGCUUGUUGAGCUACUUCACGUUCUAAACCAAAAUUAUAGAAUGGAAAAGCCUCCAAACACAUCUACAAACAUGUAUAAUUUAAUGUUGGAUUGUUGGAAAACUGAACCUGAACGUCGUCCAAAUUUUUCGACUAUUGUGGAACUCUUGACAGAAUUAUUGACACGUACUGAGGUAAUUGAUGAGUCUAGCCACCAUUUAAUAAAUUCUGACACUGAUGAAUCGGAGACGGAAAGCAGCGUUUCAAGUUCAAAAUUCUCUGAAGAUGAAAAUGCAAGUGAAACUGCCUCAUUCAUAAAUGUUUCAGAUACAUGAGUUUGAUAGAAAAAUGUUUUGAUGUUGUUACUCUCGAAGUGCUCAAAAAUGGAGAACUUUGAAAAAAACAUUUUAUGAGCAGGUAUAUUUGAAGCUGGUAAAUGCUGAAAGUUCUUUUUAAAACUUUCAUUUUUUCAGUAUACUGUAUCCUUAAUUUGUAAAAACAAAAAACAAAAAAAAUACCAAUUGCAUUGUAAAUAUUUUAAUUCAGUUGUUUGAGCUUUUUCAAAAAUAUAGGUGUGCAUAUCUAAUAAGAUACAUAUGAUAAGAAGCAAAAGAAAUCUCCCACCUUAUUUAAGCAUGCCUACCAUAAGAUAUUUGAACAUAUUGUAUAAGGUUUAUAAGUAAUUAAGUAGGUAGGGUAACGAUCCUAUUUUAAUAAAGAAUUUUUCAUGAAUAAUGUAAGUUUUGGGAAUUCCCAAACUGGAGAUCGAGGGUGAAAAACAAAAAGUAAUUUAGGCAUUAGGUACAUACUUACAAAUUGAAAGUGUUCGUUUUAAAAAUGUAAUUUAGGUCACUCGACGUAGGUUCUUUAAUUAUUAUUUCAAAAUAAAUACCAAUUAUUUCUUACUUGAAAAUGAAUUUUGUGAUAUUUUUUUUUGAAAUUUGAAUGUAGGUAGAAGGUUGGCAACAAAUAAACUUCGAUCGAGAGUUUUCCCCAGAACGACAAAUUUUUUCGAAAAAAAAUCAUAUGCGGGAAUAAAUUCUCUGCAUAAAUGAAAAAAUCUUCGAAUUGAUUUGGCUUUCGACUUUGAAAAUAUUCUAAAUAAAAAUGUCAAGUUUAAGAAAAAUGAAUCUGAAUAA
Planococcus citri (citrus mealybug) is the source of this 3720-nucleotide messenger RNA. RefSeq names its product fibroblast growth factor receptor 2-like. The record is from RefSeq and is a predicted model, not a curated record. NCBI's taxonomy places the organism in Eukaryota, Metazoa, Arthropoda, Insecta, Hemiptera, Pseudococcidae. Gene Ontology annotation, molecular function: transmembrane receptor protein tyrosine kinase activity; ATP binding. The coding region runs from base 538 to 2916 and encodes 792 amino acids. Gene Ontology annotation, biological process: positive regulation of kinase activity; multicellular organism development; cell surface receptor protein tyrosine kinase signaling pathway. The transcript is spliced from 19 exons. Gene Ontology annotation, cellular component: plasma membrane; signaling receptor complex.